Molecule: messenger RNA, 1134 nt
Organism: Protopolystoma xenopodis
Lineage: Eukaryota; Metazoa; Platyhelminthes; Monogenea; Polystomatidea; Polystomatidae
Source: the annotation of a GenBank genome assembly
AUGAACUUACAGAUGGUUGACGUUGCAGCUGAGCUAUGCUUGGCCAGUCUGACAGAUUGUGCAACCCUUAAGCCACAUGAGAUCUAUCGUGCUCUGGCUCAAUGUGAAGAACACUCUUCAGCAACCCUAGAGCGCGGGCUGGUCUGCAUUGAGCGUGGCGCGAACCAUUCGCCUUAUGGAAUCCUUCCAGAGAUCCAUUUCCAGCUGGCUCGUCACUGGUUCACUUUUUACAGAAAGGCUGCACAACAAGCUUGUGAGGCACGGUCUACUGAAGAGAAGUUGUCUGAUGCCCGUUUUCGACUUGACUCCAAUUCGACUGACCUAUUCAACAUUGAAAAUAAUCGUCACCGAACUGCUCCUUUUGAUAAUUACACCUUUAGUGACACCAUUCUUACUGAGACAUCACCAAGUUUGCCAUUACCUUCUAUGAAUACGAAUGGUUCUGGUUCACAUUCUACUUAUUUGUGCGACCGCAAUGGAAACGUAAAUGGUUUAGCUAUUUCUCAGCAAAGCUCUAUUGCUACGAACCACUCAGGUCAACCGAUUCUAUCUACUGGAUCUUUGGCAGCUGAGGGCGGUUCGGGAGACCACAGCCUAUGCGCAAACUCGAAUCGAAAGAACUUUGAACAGUUUUUUCUUCCUCUUAUGUAUUAUCCCUCAGCAUCCCUUAUUCCACAACCCUCAGCCUCUGUAUAUCCUUCCAUAUCAGAAAAUCAUCAGCAACCAUUGCAUCAAUUGCAUCAACCAAAUCAGCAAAUACCGGCCAAUUGGAGAUUCUCUACAUUAUCGACACCUCAUAUAGGUUCAUUCAAUUAUCAGUCAGAUCAAGACGCUUUCGCCUCAGGGGGUUUGAUCUCAUCUGCAUCUUACACAUUCUAUCCUAGAACAGCUACAGAUUCUGUCCAAAGCAAUCAAUACUCCACAAACCCUUCGGACUCAUGCCUAUCAAGUAGGCCACAACCUCUUCAACACUGUCAUUAUGCUGCAACUUUGAAUAAUGCUGCAAACGUUGUAAACUCUAUUCAAGAUUAUUCUCAUCAGGAUCAACCUACUCCAAAUCAAAUCUGCCAUACUGCCAAAUCAUCUCUUUUCCAUCAGGUGAGUGUCUUUGACAUGAUGGCUUAUAUUUACUGA